UUGUUGUUGUUGUUAGGCAUAAUAUAGAAGCAUGUCGAGCCGGAGGUCGAGAUCAAGGCAGUCAGGGAGCUCGAGGAUCUCAGAGGACCAGCUCCUUGAUCUUGUUACCAAAUUGCAGCAGCUACUGCCUGAGCUCAGAAACAGUAGACGUGCUGAUAAGCAGGUGCCGGCGGCGAAGGUGUUGCAGGAGACGUGCAACUACAUCCGGAGCUUGCACAGAGAAGUGGACGAUCUGAGCGAGAGGCUCUCGGGCUUGCUCGAAACUACUGACAGUGCUCAAGCUGCACUCAUUAGGAGCUUACUCAACUACAACUAGCCACCUAGCUUUCUUCCUAGUUUCGCCUACCUAGCUACUACUGUACUGCCUUUUUUCUUCUUCUUCUACUACUAUUUCGCACUUCAGUUUUCCUUCCUGUUUCUUGGAUCUACUAGCUACCCGGUUAUUCGACCCUCGAUAUAGAUGUGGGCUAAUGGGGUUUUCCCAUUUUUAUGGCUCUACUACUGCAUUGAUUUUUCCUCUCUAAUCAGUCGAUCUAUGGCCCCAAGUUUGAGAUCAGUACUGAAACUCUGUAGCGCUUGCUUAAUAGCUAGAUCACAAGUGCUCCCUCUUCCCCACCAACCCAUAUGAUGAUGAUGAUCAGCUUCACUUUUUGGCAAGCCUGUGUAUGUUUCAUUUCACAUUACAAUGUAUGUCAUAUAA
Messenger RNA from Linum tenue, 700 nucleotides. NCBI's taxonomy places the organism in Eukaryota, Viridiplantae, Streptophyta, Magnoliopsida, Malpighiales, Linaceae. The record is from the annotation of a GenBank genome assembly.